CAAAAAUAGAGAGAUGUUGUUUGUGGCAAACAGGAGCGACCGAGGGUACUCCAGUAAGGUGCAACAGUUGGUGAAACGGCUGGAGAAAGAGACGAGGGGAGUUGGAGAGGGGAGGGUGGGUGGAGGGGAGGGGAGGAGAGAGGUCAAGAGCUGGAGAGAGUGCUCACAGAGAGAACUGGAGAGGAUUGGACCAGUGGCCAGGAGCCGCUACCUGGCAGUGAGUUACACAGCCUCCUUAUCUUCUACACAAAAAUGAGUAUAUAUACUGUUGCAGUUUUUUAUCCCUCAGAGACUAAUGUCUUUCUGUUUCAGUAUGAGCCACCUUCCAAGGAGGUCCAGGAGAAACAGAUGGAGUCAGUGAAACGAGUCAGAGAGAGACAAGCUCAGCAGAGAACUGCGCAGCAGGAGCAGUUGAGUCUGGGUAAGUUGGUGGAGUUGGAGAAAGACAGUGAACUCAUCGGACAAAUCAAAGCAGCGGAGGCCAGACAUAGAAUAAAGUCACUGCGAGAAUGCUAUGAAAAACAGCAGGAUGAAGAACUUCAAUGGCUCAUCAACAGUCAACCCACUUCCCUUGAGGCCGUACGUCUUAAGACAUUGCUGAGACCACACCCACCCGACCACGCCCACUCCACAUCCAUCAUGGACCCUCUCUCACACACCCAGCGAAAACGAUGUGAAAUUCUGAUAGAAGAUGAUACAAGAAUAACGUGACUACUUUAUUUUUAAAUUAUGGCAUUAAUAU
Messenger RNA from Geodia barretti, 742 nucleotides. The record is from the annotation of a GenBank genome assembly. NCBI's taxonomy places the organism in Eukaryota, Metazoa, Porifera, Demospongiae, Tetractinellida, Geodiidae.